GAGCGGGGUGAUACUGAAGACUCCCCGGGAUAGUGCGAGAGUUUCCGCUGAUCGGACAGCAGUCUUAUUAGAGAGUCGUGGAGGAACAAGCUAAAAGAGGGCUACCCGUUUAUUUUAAAGAGGGAAACUAGCCGCUAUGAUCUGAAAAAACGACUCACCGACAAGUCUGUAAAGCUGGACACAGAGCCUCAAAGGAACAUUUAAUUCAUUCAUUCAACAGCAGGAAGAAAAAGAUGGAAGUUGAAUGUCUGUCACUGAAAGACCUCACAAGUCCCAGGAAGAAAAGUUUCCCCCUGGAGGAGGAGGAUGGUGGCCAAAGUGAACAAAAGGAAAACAUCUGCACCGACAGGAGGAGAUCCACGCCCCUUAAAUCCGCAGAGUCCCCGGUCCCUUCUUUCCUGAUCAUCCGCAAAGGUGCCACCCCCGACCUGGCCCACAUCACCCCCAUCAAACACACGGUGCUGGCUGAGCCGUGGACGCCCACCGCCAACCUGAAGAUGCUGAUCAGUGCGGCGAGCCCGGACAUCCGGGACAGAGAGAUGAAGAAGGUGCUGUUCAGACCCAUAGAGAACGAGAAGGAAAAGCCUGCGAGUCCGGAGGCGGCGGUGGAGGACGCAGAGGUCGAAGACUCUUGUCAGUUCGAGGCUGCGGAGGAAGAGGACGAUGCAGACAAAAAGCCGAGCAGGAAGCAGAAGAGUCUGGGUCUGCUCUGCCAGAAGUUUCUGGCCCUCUACCCCGAUUACCCUCCACAACACACCCCCAUCUGGAUCUCACUGGAUGAGGUGGCCACCAGUCUCGGAGUGGAGCGGCGGCGGAUCUAUGACAUCGUCAACGUCCUCGAGUCGCUCAUGAUCGUGGGACGGAUUGCCAAGAACAGCUACACGUGGCACGGCCGGCAGCGGCUCGAGGCGACGCUGGAGGACCUGCAGCGGAGGGGCCGGCAGCAGGGGUACCACCUCCAGAUGGAGCUGUCUGCUGAGGCCAGGGAGGCGGGGCAGGGAUGUGAGGACGACGGAGCAGAAGGAGACGCCGGCAAUGCGGGAGCCAACAGGAAAGACAAAUCUCUGCGCAUCAUGAGCCAGAAAUUCGUCAUGCUGUUCCUCGUGUCUAAAACUCAGACCGUCACUCUGGACACGGCGGCCAAGAUCCUCAUCGAGGAGAGUCAGGACUCGUCGAGUCACAGCAAGUAUAAAACUAAAGUGCGGCGACUGUACGACAUCGCUAACGUGCUGACCAGCCUGGGCCUCAUAAAGAAAGUCCACGUCCGAGAGGAGCGGGGGAGGAAGCCGGCCUUCAAGUGGCUCGGCCCUGUGGAGUUUCAAAACUCUGGGAACGCUGUCACUCUGCCCGGGGUCACACAGCCAAUAACAAGGGAGGACAUCAUAAACCUAAAGAUGUCCCGCCACGCUUCUUUCAACAUCGCACCGACCUCCGUGGGCGUCCAGCGGCAGGUCAGCUCUGCGCCCAGCACGCCACGAAGAGAACCAACAGGUCUGUUGAACCAGCCUGUGGAUUAUUCCAUAAAGACUUCAAGCAGCAACGCAGUGCACAGACUGAAGUUUGAAAACAUCACCGAGAUCCGUCCUACUGCAGCUCAGCAGACCCCCGCCUGCAGCAGCACUCUACCUCCGUCCACCACCCACCGCACUCUGCUGGCCCCCUCCCCCCACCCAGAGCACCUCUUCACAAACUCCGCCUCCCCCCACUGCUUGGCCUACCUGCCCAGCCUGUCCCAGCCCUCGGUGGUCAUGCUGUACAGAACGCCAGAGCAGCCCGAGGUUCAGAGGUCGUCUGGGUCGGAGCCUGAGGAGGGGAGGAAGCGGAGGAGGGAGGAAGGGGAGGAGGAAGAGGAGGUGGUGUCGAAAAAGAAGGGAACGUCUGGGUUAGAGGAAUGUGACAAGGCGAGGGAACGAGCAGAGGUCAGCUCCAGGACUUCUCCUGAUCGUCCUGCAGGUCUCUCCAGAGAGCAGGCGCUCAACGACAUCUCUUAUGGUAGCAGCAACGCGCCGGCCCAGCCGUCCCACUACCUCUAUGUACCCAACAAUGCAGGUCUGAACGGCUUCAACUUCCUCCUCUCCGCUGGCCAAUCACCAGCCGGCCUCACGCUUCCUCCCAGCAGUGUUCCCACCCUGCCCAUCCCGUACAUCCUGGUGCCCUCCUCUGCCAUCCCCCACCAUCACCACUACCCCCUGGUCGCCAGCAGUCUGCAGCAGCAGGGCUCCGACCCCCACAACAAACUGAGCUUCAGCCUCCCUGCCGUCAUGUCAAACGCACACUUCAUGGUCGGGACGGCGCCGUUCGGCCUCACGGCAGCUUCAGACGUCGGCAGGUCGCCGGUUCCGUCGCCGUCCACCCCGGAGCAGAGCAGGAUGUACGGGUCAGCUACGGGGGCUUCACAUUCCCCCUCAGGAUCAUGGCAGACCGUCAGCGUCAACACACCUGAACCACUGACCCCUCAUACUCCAAAGGAAACCACGCCGUCUGCUUCCAAGGCUUUCUUCCAGACCCCGGGCACUCUGGGAAGUGUAGUCAGCGCGGUGCCAGCUGCUCGAAAAAGAGGCUCCGCUCAGAGGAGACUGGACGUGGGCCACCCUCCCCCCACCUGUUAGGACAUGAUGGGUGGGAGAUGCAUUAAGCUGUUUAAACUCUCAGGUGUUCAUCCUGAAAGUGAACAACAUGGUUUAAAACCACUGGUGCUCUGUGAGGUCGUCAAUUCAUAAAUUAAGGAUGUUUUUCCAAAUUUUAGUCCAGGGAGAUUUACUCAGACCUAAACUCGUAUUCCCUGAAGAUAUGAAACAGUUUUUGAAACCACAUUUCAAGCAUCUAAACUCGUAGAUGAAGCCGUUUUGUGUUCUUGUUCUUUGUGUUAACAGUUCAAAGUGCCUCAUGGUUCAAUUAUGGGACACUAGAUUUCAGAGCCAGCAACUGAAGCAGUAUUGCCAAUGUGACAGUGCCCUCCUGUGGUGGGAGUCGGCCACUGCUCUAUUUUUUUAUUUUGUACAUCAGCCUUAAUUCUCCCCCCCUGAACAUGAUGAGGCUACCUAAUCCCCCCCAUCACACAUGUAUUAUAGCCCAAACGCUAUUUAUAUUAAGAUAAUAUAUGUCGAUUACAGGUACUGUAAUGAAACAUUGUUUUAGCACUAAGUAUUUGACGAACAUUUGUCUAAUAUUGACGUGAUUGAGUGAGAAGUUUGCCCCCCUUUUUCUUUUUAACUGUUAAGGUAUAAUAGGAAAUCUAUUAGCUGCUGAUCACUGAUUUUCCCCGAGGUUAGCGGAGCAUCCUCUCGACUCAUUUCAGAAGUCACUGGAAGGAGAAUAAUCACUAAAGCCUUAAUGUUUACAGCCAUCGUGGUAUCUGAACAGACAAACAGUUCCUGGACUUUUUGAUGCACAGACACGACUGAGAGGGGAUGUGAUGGGAUGAUGCUCUCAGGUACUUGAAUAUUUGUGACUAGACGUGGGUUUUGUUGAAGUAUCAUAGUACUGUAAUGAUCAAAAGAGAUCGUCUAUAUUUUUAACCCCUGAAUUGUCUUAUUUCUGCAUAUUUUGGGGUCGUAAAGUCUGAAAGAAUCGCUCCACUUAGCAUAUGUGGAAAAAAGGGGGCUACAUUAUCUUUGAUGUAACCCUCAGGAGCUAAUGCACCAGGUGAUUGUACGUCGAGUAAAAGCACAUUUCUUUAUUUACUGACCGGCUCAGAUUGUUGUUGUCUCUUUUCUUCCUUAAUUACAGAAAUAAUCUCUGCAGAAACACCUUUUGUGUCAGACGCUGUGUUAAAACGCCUCUCUCCAAAGCAACCAGACUCCACUGAUAAACAAAUUUAUUUACGAAGUUACAUGUUUGUGUUGAAUGAGAAGAUUGUGUGGAUCCUGACCAACUCAAACAACUUCAAAUAAAUACCAGAUUACUUCAGCGAUCGACGAGCACAUCUUUGUGUUCUGCGAGGUUCAAUUCAUGCAUUUGUUGAUGGAGUUUGGCGGCUUUGAAGAGAUCGACAUAAAGGCUGUUUCCAAAGAAGAUCUUAUUAUUUGUUUCUUUAAGAAGCUUUCUGUAAGGUUGUUAGAGUUUGUAAGAAACAAUCUGAGCCUGUCAGUGUCAUAAACAACAUUUUAAAAUCAACAUACUUUGAUCAGUUGAAUUAGCUUUGAUUUUAUUCAGAGGGCAGCAUUACAGCCUGUUCCCUCACUGACUAAGUGACCGAACGGAGCAAAUCCAAGACUUUAACUUGAACACCAAGGAGUCAUUUACAUCCCCCAUAUAAAGCCCUGGGACUCCCCUUUUAAUUAGUCAUGGGUGCAGAGACUGAGGUUAAGGCUUUUGCAGUCAGGUGUUAACGUGCCUUACUUAAAGGCACCUUUCUGAGUCGUCAACAUCUGCAAGGUUUUGUUAAACAGACUUUCCUCUGGACAAAAUACUGGUGCUUUUUUUUUUUUUUUUUAACUAAUCAUUCAGGAGCUACGUCACACCAAAGGGUGCACAGAUAAUCCACUGUGAUCAGUGGACGCGUCAUGUACAGUUUGAUGUCUGUAAUUAUUUUGUACAUUGUAUUCAUAGUGUCAUUUAUACUUUACACAUGCACAAUGUUACUGUUUCUUUUUAAAUAAUGAUUCUUGCACUGCUAGUUUUAGUAGGCGUGUCCAAACCUCUGAGCCGUUCUUUCCCUGAACUUCUGUCCACUCUGUAGUUAUAGCCACCAACCGGUUCUCUUUUGUAAAACUGUCACAAACUUUUAUUAAAAAUGCUUGAUGCUUA
This is a messenger RNA of Labrus mixtus (cuckoo wrasse), 4749 nucleotides long. It is a transcript of the gene e2f7, whose product is annotated as E2F transcription factor 7. Gene Ontology annotation, cellular component: RNA polymerase II transcription regulator complex. The record is from RefSeq and is a predicted model, not a curated record. NCBI's taxonomy places the organism in Eukaryota, Metazoa, Chordata, Actinopteri, Labriformes, Labridae. Bases 234 to 2609 code for a protein of 791 amino acids. The transcript has 13 exons. Gene Ontology annotation, molecular function: RNA polymerase II cis-regulatory region sequence-specific DNA binding; DNA-binding transcription factor activity, RNA polymerase II-specific. Gene Ontology annotation, biological process: regulation of transcription by RNA polymerase II.